CUACCUCACUAUACAGCACGUUAUACGCGAGCGUGCUUCGUCACAAGUCUAGCACAUAAGCAGACAUACACAUAUAAACACAUAGAUCGCUCACAAAUAGCGCCAAUAAAUUACGCCGAGUUCAAGAUUCAGUUCGUACAAGCGCUAUGGCAUAUCGAGGGUUGACAUUCUUCGUAUAUUCUGAUGAUGCGGAACGCCACUACCGCGCGCACAGCGCGUGGCACACUGAGAUGAACAAUGCGAGGGCAGUGGUGUGCAUGGUAGAGCUGUCAGAGGCUCCAGACAGGACAAAUUUGGAACCUGCCCGAAUUGUACACAUAGUGGAGGAUUUCGAAUCGUCUCUGUUUGAAACUAUCAUGCGGACACGCGCCCGAGAAGAACGAGUGGUUGGGCCCGAAUGCGCUAUGGAUUGUCUCUUAGACGAAGUUCCUGAGUUGCCUCACACGCCUACCUUCAACCUUUGUCUGCGAGGCAUAACCGUAUGCUGUACUGGAAUUGCGCUUCAGGAUAGGAAGGUGCUACAUAACAAGAUUCAAUGGCUUGGGGGAACAGCGCAAGCAGCUUUGAAUAAACAGUGCAACUAUCUUGUAGCAGGAGGAAAUUCUACAACUGACAAGAUUAAAAUGGCAAUCAAAUGGGCCAUUCCGGUGGUCAAGACAACCUUCGUUGACUGCAUAUGGGAUAGCAGCACGAAAAAGGAUGAGAUCAUAACCAAGAUAAUGAUUUCGGAAUGGGCUGAGACUCACCGAUCACAGCUUGAGACUCCCGUCCUGCACGGGGUACGCGUCACCGUGUCGGGGUUGUCAAACUCGGCCAGAGCAGAGGUAAAGAUGCGAGUCGACCGUCUGGGAGGACAGUACUUUGGAGAUCUGAACGCCGCGUGCUCUGUGUUGAUCGCACCCGCCGCCAAGUCCAAUAAGAAACAAGAUUUCGCCCGCAAGCAUCGCAUCCCAAUAGUAUAUCCGAACUGGCUGGAGAGUUGUGAGAAGCACAGGAGUUGCGUCGGGACUUCACAGUAUCAAGUCGGCAAACCUGAACUGAGUGAACCAUUAAAUAAGAUACCAAACACUUUCGAAGAAAAGAAGCAUCAAAUAUCACCGACCAAACGGAAAAACAAGCUUACUGCUGGCGCAGAAAGCGGCACCAGGAAGGAACGUAGACUACAACCACAGAUGGCCUGUGCUCGCAGCCGAAAGAUCAGCACUCAGAAGUUGGAGCUGGUCACGGAUGCAGAGGGAGCGUGCGUAGCGGAGAAAGAAAGCCGAUGUUUAGGAAGCACUUACAUAUACUUCAGUGGGAUCAAAGACACGCCACGCAUGCUCAACCUGCGACAGAUACUCAUUGCUAAUGGUGGGACACGUCUAUCACGGCUGUCCAACACCGUUACGCAUGUGAUCAUUGGGGGUAUCGAGAAACCCGACCUCAGGCAACUGAUUGCGAUGGAGGAUCCCCCGGUAUUGGUGACUGCUGCAUGGUUGGUCCACUGCCACUUAGAAGAACGGUUUGUCCCCACUGGCGACUACGAAUUGAAACUCAACGCCACAGAAGGCGCAGCUGGCAUCGAUAUCAUGGGCUCAGACACUUGCUUUGAUGUGCCGGGGUAG
Molecule: messenger RNA, 1604 nt
Organism: Sphaeroforma arctica JP610
Lineage: Eukaryota; Ichthyosporea; Ichthyophonida
Exons: 12
Coding region: 147-1604 (485 amino acids)
Biological process (GO): mitotic DNA replication checkpoint signaling; DNA replication initiation; mitotic G2 DNA damage checkpoint signaling
Source: RefSeq, a predicted model, not a curated record